CCCUCUCAUUUCCUCUCAGCUCUUCCCACUCUCUCCAUCUCUCCGUUUCUCCAUCCUUCCAUCUCUCCCCUCCUCCCUCUCAUCUCUCCCCUCGCCCCUCCAUCUGUCUGUGUUUGGAUUUCACAGAAAUAACCUGUUGCAUUCAGGGGCAGACUGACAUAUAGGCAGACCUCUAUAGCAUAUACACACAUCUAAACUGACAGACUUUUUCAACACACAGACACAUUCACACAGCUAUGGAGAGAGACAGAUGAUUUAGUCUGUGGUUUACUACUCAAUGUUAGUACACAGUGAGUUGGUUUUGAGGUUGUGUGGCUGGUUGACUGGCUGGGACGGGACAAUCUAGUGUCUAGCAUUCUACAGGGACGGAGGACAACAGGAAGGUGAAGCCUGAAAAAGACCAAAUGUGAAGAUGACGGGGCAGGUGUUGGGUGAGGGUACUGAGCUGGCGUCUCAGAGGCUGUCAGUGAAGACAUGGCUGGACGAGGAAUGCGAGAGAGCAGACAGCAACCUGAGUCACCUGAGUCGAGGCCAGUCUAUUUGUGAUGACACGUCGUCAGAACUACAACGGAUGGCUGUCAUUGACCGGAGAGGACUCACCUCCCAGAACUCCUUCAGAGGGAGAGGAGCCAUGUCAAGGUUGGUCAGCAUGGUGGUGACUUUGAGAGAGUGGGCUCAUAAGAGUUUGGUUGAGGAGCAAGAGAGACCUGAUUCGUUCCUGGAAAGGUUCCGAGGCCCUGAUCUGCAGGCUCCGCCCAGCAGGAUCAGCCAAUCACGACCGGAUGCUGAGCCCACUGACCACAACGACCACAUACACACUAAGAGUCCAGGUAUGUUGAUAUUAUCUCCAGCUGAUAAUAUCUAUUACCACUGGCUCCUGAUCAUCUCGACUGCUGUGCUCUACAACUGGUGCCUCCUGGUGGCCAGGGCAUGCUUUGAUGAGCUUCAGACGAGUGGUGCCAUCGUGUGGCUGGUGUUGGACUACCUGUGUGACGGUCUCUACAUCUUGGACACAGCCGUCAGGCUACGCACAGGUUUCCUGGAGCAGGGUCUGUUGGUGAAGGACCUCUCUAAGCUGAGAGACAGUUAUCUGAAGACGGUUCAGUUUAAACUAGACCUGUUGUCUAUCCUGCCUACUGACCUGUUCUACCUAUCUCUGGGAAUACACACUCCUCUCCUCCGCUUCAACAGACUGCUGCGGUUCAACCGCAUGUUCGAGUUCUUCGACCGUACAGAGACCAGGACCAGUUACCCCAACGCCUUCCGCAUCACUAACCUGGUCCUUUACAUACUGGUGAUCAUCCACUGGAACGCCUGUAUGUACUACUCCUUCUCCAAGGCCCUGGGACUGGGGUCUGACUCCUGGGUGUAUCCCAACCAGACAACUCUGUCGCGGGGUUACAUCUACUGCCUCUACUGGUCCACCCUCACCCUCACCACCAUAGGAGAGACACCGCCACCCGUACGAGAUGAGGAGUUCCUCUUUGUGGUCUUUGACUUCCUGGUGGGCGUGUUGAUCUUUGCCAGCAUCGUGGGGAACGUGGGAGCCAUGAUCUCCAAUAUGAACGCUACGCGGGCAGAGUUCCAGAGCCGCAUCGACCAGGUCAAACACUACAUGCAGUUCAGACACGUCAGCCGUGACCUGGAGCAUCGUGUCAUUCGCUGGUUCGACUACCUCUGGACCAAUCAAAAGGCGGUAGACGAACAGGAAGUUCUGAAGAGCCUGCCCAAUAAACUGAGGGCUGAGAUCGCUAUCAAUGUGCACCUGGAAACUUUAAAGAAGGUGCGUAUCUUCCAGGACUGUGAAGCAGGCCUGCUAGUAGAGUUGGUAUUGAAGCUGCGUCCCCAGGUCUUCUCUCCAGGAGAUUAUAUCUGUCGUAAAGGAGAUAUUGGGAAGGAGAUGUACAUUAUUAAAGAUGGCCGCCUGGCGGUGGUGGGAGAUGAUGGAGCUACUCAGCUGGCCAUGCUCACUUCAGGAAGCUGCUUCGGGGAGAUCAGCAUCCUGAACAUCCGGGGCAGUAAGAUGGGAAACAGGAGAACAGCUAACAUCCGUAGCCUUGGUUACUCUGACCUGUUCUGUCUGUCUAAGAGAGAUCUGACCGAGGCACUCAGCGACUUCCCUCAUGCUAGAACCCAGUUGGAGCAGAGGGGGCGGGAUAUCCUCAGGAAGGAGGGGCUACUGGAUGAAGUGGGAGGAGAUAGCCUGGGAGUGGAGGAAAUGGAGGAGAAGGUGGAGAAGUUGGAGGCGUGUGUGGAUCGUCUCCAGACGCAGUUGGCACGUUUACAAAUGGAGUAUGCCACCGCGCAGCAACGUCUGAAGCAGCGAAUCACGGCUCUGGAACACAGCGUCGGCACCACGGUUACCGUCGGAAGCGGUUUCCUGUCCGACGCCGAUGGCAAUGAGAGUGGCGGUGACGACGGAGCACGCAGUGAGAUCAACAUCAGACUGUGACAACAACGCUGUAUCGCCAUAGAGACAGCUGGAAGAGCGUUUAUCUUAUUUACUCUGUUUUAUUUAGUUAGAUUUAAUAUUUUGUGGCAGAUUUGAUAUCUGUUGUUGUUGUUGUUUUUGUCUGUCAGCAGGGUGUCGCUGUGCUUAAUGAUGGUGUAACGCUGAGUCUACCUGUAAGCUACUGUAUGUUCAACAUUGUAAAAACGAAACUGUCUCUUGAAAAACAUGUUGAAAAAAUUAUUUCACCUUAAAUUCCUGUUAAUGACAACCCAAACAAUAACUUCCAAUAGUUUUUUUUUUACUUGAUGGUUAUUUUUUUAAAUAACAGAGCUCUCUACCAGGCGGUUGAGAAGUCAACAGGAAAUAACAGAGCUCUCUCUACCAGGCGGUUGAGAAGUCAACAGGAAAUAACAGAGCUCUCUACCAGGCGGUUGAGAAGUCAACAGGAAAUAACAGAGCUCUCUACCAGGCGGUUGAGAAGUCAACAGGAAAUAACAGAGCUCUCUACCAGGCGGUUGAGAAGUCAACAGGAAAUAACAGAGCUCUCUACCAGGCGGUUGAGAAGUCAACAGGAAAUAACAGAGCUCUCUAACAGGCGGUUGAGAAGUCAACAGGAAAUAACAGAGCUCUCUAACAGGCGGUUGAGAAGUCAACAGGAAAUAACAGAGCUCUCUCUACCAGGCGGUUGAGAAGUCAACAGGAAAUAACAGAGCUCUCUACCAGGCGGUUGAGAAGUCAACAGGAAAUAACAGAGCUCUCUCUACCAGGCGGUUGAGAAGUCAACAGGAAAUAACAGAGCUCUCUACCAGGCGGUUGAGAAGUCAACAGGAAAUAACAGAGCUCUCUACCAGGCGGUUGAGAAGUCAACAGGAAAUAACAGAGCUCUCUACCAGGCGGUUGAGAAGUCAACAGGAAAAAACAGAGCUCUCUAACAGGCGGUUGAGAAGUCAACAGGAAAUAACAGAGCUCUCUCUACCAGGCGGUUGAGAAGUCAACAGGAAAUAACAGAGCUCUCUACCAGGCGGUUGAGAAGUCAACAGGAAAUAACAGAGCUCUCUACCAGGCGGUUGAGAAGUCAACAGGAAAUAACAGAGCUCUCUACCAGGCAGUUGAGAAGUCAACAGGAAAUAACAGAGCUCUCUACCAGGCGGUUGAGAAGUCAACAGGAAAUAACAGAGCUCUCUACCAGGCGGUUGAGAAGUCAACAGGAAAUAACAGAGCUCUCUCUAACAGGCGGUUGAGAAGUCAACAGGAAAUAACAGAGCUCUCUCUACCAGGCGGUUGAGAAGUCAACAGGAAAUAACAGAGCUCUCUACCAGGCGGUUGUGAAGUCAACAGGAAAUAACAGAGCUCUCUACCAGGCGGUUGAGAAGUCAACAGGAAAUAACAGAGCUCUCUACCAGGCGGUUGAGAAGUCAACAGGAAAUAACAGAGCUCUCUACCAGGCGGUUGAGAAGUCAACAGGAAAUAACAGAGCUCUCUACCAGGCGGUUGAGAAGUCAACAGGAAAUAACAGAGCUCUCUCUAACAGGCGGUUGAGAAGUCAACAGGAAAUAACAGAGCUCUCUCUACCAGGCAGUUGAGAAGUCAACAGGAAAUGACAGAGCUCUCUACCAGGCGGUUGUGAAGUCAACAGGAAAUAACAGAGCUCUCUACCAAGAGGUUGAGAAGUCAACAGGAAAUAACAGAACUCUCUACCAGGCAGUUGAGAAGUCAACAGGAAAUAACAUAGCUCUCUCUAUCAGGCGGUUGAGAAGUCAACAGGAAAUAAUAGAGCUCUCUACCAAGCAGUUGAGAAGUCAACAGGAAAUAACAGAGCUCUCUACCAGGCGGUUGAGAAGUCAACAGGAAAUAACAGAGCUCUCUACCAGGCAGUUGAGAAGUCAACAGGAAAUAACAGAGCUCUCUACCAGGCAGUUGAGAAGUCAACAGGAAAUAACAGAGCUCUCUCUACCAGGCGGUUGAGAAGUCAACAGGAAAUAACAGAGCUCUCUACCAGGCAGUUGAGAAGUCAACAGGAAAUAACAGAGCUCUCUACCAGGCGGUUGAGAAGUCAACAGGAAGUAACAGAGCUUUCUACCAGGCGGUUGAGAAGUCAACAGGAAAUAACAGAGCUCUCUACCAGGCAGUUGAGAAGUCAACAGGAAAUAGGGUGCCCCCAUAGCACUCUAAUCUCAAGGAGUGCCCCCAUAGGACUCUAGCCUCAAGGAGUGCCCCCAUAGCACUCUAAUCUCAAGGAGUGCCCCCAUAGAACUCUAGCCUCAAGGAAUGCCCCCAUAGGACUCUAGCCUCAAGGAGUGCCCCCAUAGAACUCUAAUAACAGAGCUCUCUCUACCAGGCGGUUGAGAAGUCAACAGGAAAUAACAGAGCUGUGAUACAGCCUGGAUUUGAACCGGGGAUUGUAGUGAUGCCUUUUUCACUGAGAUGCAGUGCCUUAGACCGCUGCUCCACAUACAUAUCAGUACAUACACACAACAAGUAGGUCACAUGGAGGAGAGUCGUUGUGCCAUGAGGGAAAGGGGAAGGGGGAUACCUUGUCAGUUGUACAACUGAAUGCAUUCAACUGAAAUGAGUUGUUGUUUUAUUCAUUUUUGAAACCAGGUAUGCUGUUCACUAUAUGAAGGGAGUCCCAUGCACUCAUGGCUCUGUAUAAUACUGUAUGUUUCCUUGAAUUUGUUCUGGACCUGGGGUCUGUGAAAAGACCCCUGGUGGCAUGUUUGCUGGGAUAAGUGUGUGUGUCAGUGCUGUGUGGAAGUUGACUAUGCAAACAAUUUAGAAUUUCCUUCACAUAAAUGUUUCUUAUAAAAACAAGAUGUGACGCAGUCAGUCUUCCUCAACUCUUAGCCGAGAGAGACUGGCAUGCACGGUGUUGAUACAGUAUAGCCAUCUGAUUACGAUGAAGAGCAGGACGUGCAGCUCUAUUCUGGAUCAGCUGCAGCUUAACUAGGUCUUUUAUUGCAGCACUUGACCAUAUGACUGGACAAUAAUCAAGAUAAGAUAAAACUAGAGCCUGCAGAACUUGCUUUGUGGUGUGUCGUGUCAAAAAAGCAAAGCAUUUUUUCUCCCCAUCUUUACAACCAUUGAAUCAAUAUAUUUAGACCAUGACGGUUUACAAUUUAAGGUAAUAUCAAGUAAUUUAGUCUCCUCAAUUUGUUCAACAGCCACACCAUUCAUUACCAGAUUCACCUGAGGUCUAGAACUUAAAACCAGUUAGAGAUAGGGGGCAGUAUUUCCACUUUGGAUGAAUUGCGUGCCCAUAGUGAACUGCAUCAAAAUCUGUCCUAAAUUGCUAAUAUAUGCAUAUUAUUAUUAAUAUUGGAUAGAAAACACUCUGAAGUUACUAAAACCGUUUAAAUUAUGUCUGUGAGUAUAACAGAACUCACAGGGCAGGCAAUCUUCCAAACAAGUUUUGAAAUCCUGAAAGUUGGGGCAACUUUGACGUCAUCGCCCCCUCCCUUCCCAACAAGUUAUGGAUCUGGAAACACUUCCUACGUCUUCCACUAGAUGUCCUCAUUCAGUAGAAAGUAUAAUGGAGCAUUUGCUGUGAACUUUGACCUAAUGGGAAGGAAAGUAGUUGGUGUCGCAAAAGGAAUAUUUAUGUUGUAAUUUUGUAUUUCUGUUGACUCCAACAUGGCGGAGAAAUAUUGUUACGUCUGAGCGCCAUCUCAGAUUAUAGGUAUGUUAGGCUUUUUCCGUAAGUUUAAAAAGAAAUGUGACACAGCGGUUGCAUUAAGAACCAGUGUAUCUUUAAUUAUAUGUAGAACAUGUAUCUUUAGUCAAA
Oncorhynchus mykiss (rainbow trout) is the source of this 6233-nucleotide messenger RNA. Its product is annotated as cyclic nucleotide-gated cation channel-like. The record is from RefSeq and is a predicted model, not a curated record. Gene Ontology annotation, biological process: monoatomic cation transmembrane transport. Gene Ontology annotation, cellular component: plasma membrane; intracellular cyclic nucleotide activated cation channel complex. Gene Ontology annotation, molecular function: intracellularly cGMP-activated cation channel activity; protein-containing complex binding; intracellularly cAMP-activated cation channel activity. Lineage: Eukaryota; Metazoa; Chordata; Actinopteri; Salmoniformes; Salmonidae.